AAGUACCAUGAUAUUUCAACAAGAUAUAGAAUACCUUGUGAAUUAGUUAUACUUAAAACACCACCACAAUCCAUGUCUAUAUAUAAGCAAAUGCCCGUUCUCACUAUCAAACCAAAAAAACAAUUAUUAGAAAUUGAAUGUCAACAAAUACAAAUAGAGAAGGAACAUCUAGCUACUAAAUAUAGGUUAAUAACUUCUCCUGAACCUUUUA
Molecule: messenger RNA, 211 nt
Organism: Cetraspora pellucida
Lineage: Eukaryota; Fungi; Glomeromycota; Glomeromycetes; Diversisporales; Gigasporaceae
Source: the annotation of a GenBank genome assembly